Molecule: messenger RNA, 1992 nt
Organism: Rhipicephalus sanguineus (brown dog tick)
Lineage: Eukaryota; Metazoa; Arthropoda; Arachnida; Ixodida; Ixodidae
Gene: Vps16B
Product: spermatogenesis-defective protein 39 homolog
Exons: 18
Coding region: 445-1959 (504 amino acids)
Biological process (GO): intracellular protein transport; vacuolar transport
Cellular component (GO): cytoplasm
Source: RefSeq, a predicted model, not a curated record
UGAUCUCUACUGCGCUCUCGAGAGCACAGAGGGUGUGUGUUGGAACGUUUACCUGCUGUUGUGCGACAAGCGAGGAAUUUCACAAGUGUUUUUAUUACAUUGCGCUAGCCGUUAGUCACCGUGCUGUUUCCGUGUGUCACAUUUGAAGUCCCAAUGACGUAGACAGCUUUGCAUCGUCGCAAGGUUCUCGGUGCGCUUGAAACGAAGAAUGGAAGUGAAUAUGUGUGCCAUCGAAACCAACAAAUCGCCUUCGAUCGUGGCCUCAAAAUACAACCAUCUCGGCUAGUAAGCGUACUUACAUACGUCGCAGAAUAGGCGUGAACUGUUAGAAGCACGACACUCGCAUAAAGACACCGCGACUCCUCUAAAGUAGGCGGAAACCAGCACCUGUGGAAAUAAACUGCCAACUGCAUUGCCAUCGUUUGUACACCACAACUAGCCACUAUGAACAGCCAUCGCAUCGGAAACACCUCGGCAUUCUGGCUUGAAGACACGUCGUCACUGAAAGAAGCCGCUCGGCUAUCAGCCCAAGUCAAGCAAGAUGCUGACUUUGGACCUGACCCUUUCAAGACGUCCACCAUAGACGACUGUCUUGAGCAAGUAGUGCAGUCGAAAAACAAAAAGGAACUGAGCGCCGACGAUGACUACUACUGGAACACUUCUGCCCACGUUGCGUUCAACUUCGACGACGUGGACGACGACGGGAGAAGGAAUGUGCAGUUCAACAAGAGAGCGCAGUCUUCCGCCAACAACGUGAGGAAAUUUAGCUUUGAUGAAUCGAACCGAGUCACUGCGGAAGCCUGCGGUGUCACCCUGCCUUCUCCUGGCUCAAACUUGAGGCAGGCGGGCCUGGGAGAUGUACAGAAGCAUGCCGAAAGGCUGAGGAUCAGCCAUGACGUUCCUACGAAAGGUCUAAAAAGUACAAACACCCCGGAGGAGACGGUGAGGAACAUUGUGAUAGGCCAGCCUUACUUCCUUGGUCAGCACCGUUCAAAAGAAGACAAAAUUGCUCUGCUGAAUGAGGCUGUGCGUAUUCAAGAUGGAAAUGCCAUAAUUGCUGUCUUGCUCUUUCUGAAGCAAACCCUGAAGCAGUCUCUGUUCAACCAAGAACUGAUGCAAAGACCGAGGGCCGUGUCUCACUACCUGAGUCACCUGCGUGCUGUGCAGGACAACAGCCAGCUCAUGGACAUCCUAGGAAUGCUUGGCAGGGCUGAGGACGCUGCUAUGAUCAAGUACAAGCUUGCUGUGGAAACACCGGAAGCGGCAACAAGGCUUCGAAACCUACAGUCCUGUUACAAAUCCCACUUCCAGUCUGACCCUUCACUCGAGACACAGGCUGAACUGGUCAGAGAGGAAUUGAAGCUGCUCGAAAUGCAACUCACCAUCGAGGAACAAGACUCCAGAGCAGAAAUGGAAGGUCAGAACAUCCUGAUGCAAGAGUUUCCCCGCAAGGCCCCUGUAGUGGGGACGUCUCUGGUCACAACGCUUUACUACUGCUGUCUCUAUCAUUACAAUGUCUCGAACAACCAUGUUGCCAGUCCCAGCCAGAUGAAGGCCCUGUUCAAUUUGACCGAAAAACAGUUUGUCUGGACUGCCCUGACAGCCUUAGCACAGAUAAAACAUUGGAAAGAAAUCGACAACCUGUUUCAGGGCAAGUCUUGGCUCGGCAAAUCGAAAAUGCGGUGCUGCAUCGGCUUCGACAAGGCUGUCGAAAUUCUGGCCAAGGCGCAUGCCCCGCCCGAGGUGUUCGAGAAAUACCUACAAAUGGUUGACGAUUCAGAAAAGCGACUGACGUUGGCAAAGGCGCACAAGUGUCACAGCGUUGUCAUUGAGACGCUGGUUUACCUGAGAGAUCGGCAACGGCUGCUUAGGUACAAGAGUGAAGUUCAGCCACAGUCCACGGCAUUCUUCGAGAUUGAAAGGCUUCUCAACGGCACGGCUGUAAAGUGGAAGAACUGAAGCAACUAUUGAUCUUUUUGUAAAUAAUAAAAA